AUGCCAUUUUCUGUGUUUCCUGGCUGCUUUUGCCUAGACCUGCAGAAGGCCUUGAGGAUCUCUUUGUGUCCAUUGCCUGGCAAGGCCUUGGGGAUUCGCCCUGAGGCUGCAUCACUUUCUGAGACUCUUGGGUUCUGCGGGGCAGCCACUCUCUUGCUGCAUGAACCUUAUGGAAAGAGGGCACUCCAGUCUCUCCUGAACCUCAGGGCUGAUCAAAUCCCCAGGAACAAUGGAGACAGAUUUGCGUGUCUGGGAAGACCUGUUUUCCUGGGGAAGAUUGGGGGUGAUCUGGCUAAAGACUUGCUGAGAUUUUUCUAA
Rangifer tarandus platyrhynchus (Svalbard reindeer) is the source of this 318-nucleotide messenger RNA. NCBI's taxonomy places the organism in Eukaryota, Metazoa, Chordata, Mammalia, Artiodactyla, Cervidae. The record is from the annotation of a GenBank genome assembly.